CACGGUAGAAGCUCACCGCUGCUCUUACAGUAGGACAGAUGCGGAUCUGUAUCAUGUUGAUGUUUUCUCCUUUAUUCCUGCUGUGAGGAGCGCUUUGAAAGUGCGUUCCAACGAUGAAUAACUGACCUCACCUUUUCUCUCGGAUUUCGCGUCCCAUCUCUCUCCCACACAGCAUUAAUAGGCCAGUUAUCCUCCUGACCCAGUGAGAGACAACACUCUGAGCUUUAAGAAAUAUUUGGUCAAGAUUUGGACAGAAUGGGAUACGCACACUGCUGUACCGUGCUCGUUAUAGUAUUCCUUGCGCUACAGCAAUCUACUGGAUUUUGGCUCUUCGAUGUGGUCUUCCCACCAAGUGCCAAACUUCAAAACAAAGUGGCAAACAAUAGCACUCCGCCGGUUCUUAUAGGUGAGCGUUUCAAUUUCUUGAUUAGUUUGCUGUGACGUUACAUUUUAUUUAUUUUUUAUUUUAUUUAACCUUUAUUUAACCAGGGAAGCCAGUUGAGAACGAGUUCUAAUUUACAACUGCGACCUGGCAGGUGAAAGGCCUAUUACACUGUGCCAUUGGAUUAUGUUAAUGUUUUAUAUUAUUGUAAUAUUGUUGGCUUUCUUAUAUACUGAAAGACAAAAAUGUAGUUAAGAUAGGUCGAUGUUCUGCCUGGAAGCCAGUUAUCUAUGGUAUCUACAAUGAUUUAGCUUUUUAACUCAGUAGCAGGUGUGAAUGCAUGGUCCUGGGAUAUAUAUAUUUACAUCAUUUAGUAGACGCUCUUAUCCAGAGCAAUUUACAUUUAUACUAGUCCCCUGUGGGAAUUAAAACGCGCCAAGCGCCAUGUUCUACCAACUGAGCCACACAGGAUUCCUAAUGCCAAUGGCUGAGGGCUGGACUGGGGUGAAGAGCAUACUGGUAUUCUAAUUCAGCAUUUGCGGGGACAAAUAGCAUAUCUGCCUGGAGAGGAGAGUGUUGGGUUAAUAAAUGUUUUAUGGGGGCAGGAAUGCCAUACAUGAUGUCCUAGGAGGUGCUGUGUUGGGGAACUGGUAGAGCUUGGAUAAGGGUUGGGGCUCAGAUAUAUAUAUAUAUACAGUGGCUUGCGAAAGUAUUCACCCACCUUGGCAUUUUUCCUAUUUUGUUGCCUUUCACCCUGGAAUUAAAAUUGAUUUGGGGGGGGGGGGGGGGGGGGGGGGGGGUUGUAUCAUUUGAUUUACACAACAUGCCUACCACUUUGAAGAUGCAAAAUAUUUUGUAUUGUGAAACAAACAAGAAAUAAGACAAAAAAACAGAAAACUUGAGCGUGCAUAACUAUUCAUCCCCCCCAAAAUCAAUACUUUGUAGAGCCACCUUUUGCAGCAAUUACAGCUGCAAGUCUCUUGGGGUAUGUCUCUAUAAGCUUGGCAAAUCUAGCCAUUGGAUUUUUGCCCAUUCUUCAAGGCAAAACUGCUCCAGCUCCUUCAAGUUGGAUGGGUUCCGCUGGUGUACAGCAAUCUUUAAGUCAUACCACAUAUUCUUAAUUGGAUUGAGGUCUGGGCUUUGACUAGGCCAUUCCAAGACAUUAAAAUGUUUCCCCUUAAACCACUCGAGUGUUGCUUUAGCAGUAUGCUUAGGGUCAUUGUCCUGCUGGAAGGUGAACCUCCGUCCCAGUCUCAAAUCUCUGGAAGACUGAAACAGGUUUCCCUCAAGGAUUUCCCUGUAUUUAGCGCCAUCCAUCAUUCCUUCAAUUCUGACCAGUUUCCCAGACCCUGCCGAUGAAAAACAUCCCCACAGCAUGAUGCUGACACCACCAUGCUUCACUGUGGGGUUGGUGUUCUCGGGGUGAUGAGAAGUGUUGGGUUUGCGCCAGACAUAGCGUUUUCCUUGAUGGCCAAAAAGCUCAAUAUUAGUCUCAUCUGACCAGAGUACCUUCUUCCAUAUGUUUGGGGAGUCUCCCACAUGCCUUUUGGCGAACACCAAACGUGUUUGCUUAUUUUUUUCUUUAAGCAAUGGCUUUUUUCUGGCCACUCUUCCGUAAAGCCCAGCUCUGUGGAGUGUACGGCUUAAAGUGGUCCUAUGGACAGAUACUCCAAUCUCCGCUGUGGAGCUUUGCAGCUCCUUCAGGGUUAUCUUUGGUCUCUUUGUUGCCUCUCUGAUUAAUGCCCUCCUUGCCUGGUCCGUGAGUUUUGGUGGGCGGCCCUCUCUUGGCAGGUUUGUUGUGGUGCCGUAUUCUUUCCAUUUUUUAAUAAUGGAUUUAAUGGUGCUCCGUGGGAUGUUAAAAGUUUUGGAUAUUUUUUUAUAACCCAACCCUGAUCUGUACUUCUCCACAACUUUGUCCCUGACCUGUUUGGAGAGCUCCUUGGUCUUCAUGGUGCCGCUUGCUUGGUGGUGCCCCUUGCUUAGUGGUGUUGCAGACUCUGGGGCCUUUCAGAACAGGUGUAUAUAUACUGAGAUCAUGUGACAGAUUAUGUGACACAUAGAUUGCACACAGGUGGACUUUAUUUAACUAAUUAUGUGACUUCUGAAGGUAAUUGGUUGCACCAGAUCUUAUUUAGGGGCUUCAUAGCAAAGGGGGUGAAUACAUAUGCACGCACCACUUUUCCGUUAUUUAUUUAUUUUGAAUUUUUUGAAACAAGUUUUUUUUUUUCAUUUCACUUCACCAAUUUGGACUAUUUUGAAAUCCAAAUAAAAAUCCCUUUAAAUUACAGUUGUAAUGCAACAAAAUAGGAAAAAUGCCAAGGGGGACGAAUACUUUUGCAAGGCACUGUAUAUAUUUAUUUGAUUGGUCAAUGUCUUGUGUCUGUUUGAUGGGACAAAUCACACAAUCCUGUUAUCCUCUUCUUUCUCAUCUACCAUUGUUGUAUGCUCUUUUUCAAAUACUUGAAUUCAAGCUGUUCUGAUUGUAUCUAACUUGUUCAAGAAGUUCUACAUUUAUCACUUUUGACCAGUGCCAGGGAACCUAGGAAACCAACUUGAGGCUAAGAUUGACAAGCCAUGCCUUGUGCAUUGGAUGUGCUACAAAAAGACUGAUGACUUUUUCACACUCUGGAUUGACCUAAAUAUGUUCAUGCCAAUUGGGAUUGACUGUUGGAUUGAUAAUAUAAGGUGAGGGGGAGAAUGAAUAUAAUCUAUGUCAUAAUUCUGUUUAGAUAUGAUCAUUAAUUCAUUAAUUUCAACUUAAUACACGUAUGAAGCAUUUGCUAAUUGUUCACUGUUGUAUCAAUAAAAAUGCACUGUAAGAGAGCAGCAUAUAACCACAACUCUAUUUUCACAAGUUUGAUUUUGAGUGUUGGCCAUUUUAGUGGUUGGGAUCAUUUCUUUAUGCAAUAAUAUUCUGUACAUACUGCAUAUUUCCUGCUACAGAAUUGUAUACAAUAGGACAACUGGCAAGACCUCGAAUUCUGCAGGAGUGACAGUGAGAGUGCCUGGUUUUGGACAGACAUAUAGUGUUGAGUUCUUGGACACCAACAAGCUGGCAGGUGAGAACAACCAUAAUGAGGCCAUCUUUUCCUGUAAAUGUUUUAUUUUUAAUUAUAACAUUAAAUUAAAUCUGUCUUUUUCCAGGUUAUUUUCAUACUAUGGUUACGCAUUUGGUCAACAUGGGAUAUGUCCGCAAUGAGACCAUCCGAGCAGCACCAUACGACUGGAGGAUAGCUCCAAGUAAGUGACAUCAUGGACAUAAACACACAUAAACACACAAACCAUCCAACUGACAAUCAAUUUCCUGUCAGCAAAAUUACAAGUACAACGCAUUAAUUGUUUGUGCAAACAUGCUUACACAUCAUGUGACUGUGUCUAUUUGUCUCUACUAAUCAGAUGAGCAAGAUGAAUACUUUGCACGACUGAAGAAGCUGGUUGAGGAUAUGUAUGAGGAGUAUCAACAACCAAUUUACCUCCUGGGACACAGCAUGGGAAGCAAUUAUGUCCUCUAUUUCUUAUAUCAGCAGACCCAGGCUUGGAAAGACCAGUACAUCAAAGGCUUCAUUUCACUCGGUGCACCCUGGGGUGGAGCAGUCAAGCCCCUUCGAGUGCUAGCGUCAGGUACUGUAUGUCACAAUCCUGUGGAUAGAUUGAAACAACCUCACCCAUAGUAGAAACAUAACUUAACCUAAAACAAUCUGAUAAACCUUGCUGAAGUACAACUUAUUAUCCCAUAGAUCACAUUGACAGUUAUCACUACAUAUUGCAAAGUCGUUUUACUUGAGAUGAUGCCCACAUCUUAAUUUUCUUGAAAGGAUGGUAGGACUGGUUUGUCUGGAUUGCUUUGGUGAGUCACACAUUGGCUGGAGAUUGCAAAAUGAAAAAAGGUUUUCAUAUAAUUUGUCUCUGCAGGUGAAAAUGAUGGCAUCCCAAUGGUGUCUAACAUCAAGAUCCGUGAGGAGCAACGGAUGACCACCACAAACCCCUGGAUGCUUCCAUUUGAAGAGGCAUGGCCUGCAGACCACGCCUUCAUCUCCACACCCUCAUUCAACUAUACCCACCAGGACUACCAGCGCUUCUUCAAAGAUAUUGAUUUUGAGGAUGGCUGGUUCAUGUGGGAAGACACCAGAAACCUGACCGCAGGUCUGCCCCCUCCUGAUGUUGAGAUAUACUGCUUCUAUGGUGUGGGGCUGCCUACACCAGUUACCUAUAUUUAUGAUGACCAGUUCCCAAAUGUAGACCCUAUAGACUAUGUGUAUGCAGAUGGGGAUGAUACAGUGGACAGUCUUAGCAUGGGUCUAUGUAAGCGCUGGAUAGGGAAGCAAGCACAACCUGUCCAUGUCAAGGAGUUCAGGGCCAUGCCCCACUUGGAAAUAGUAUUCAAUAGCAAGGUGCUCAACGUGGUCCAGAGUAUCCUGGAAGGAAGAUAUGAGGAAGAGGAUUAUGAAUUCCAUGAGACUGAUGUACUUCCUGCUGACCCCCCUGUCAUGCAAGACCAGCCCCUGCCGGAUCAGCCUCCCAAAUCUACACUGUAAAAUGUUGGGGAGAUGGUGCACGUGAUGGCCCUCCCACCUACACUGUACAGUACCAUUACAAACAACAAACUAUCUUAAAUCUCCUUAAUAGUAGAGAAAGACAUACACCUUUAGUGUGGUGUACUAGAGUCGACUGCAAUAGAGUUCCUAUAUCAUGUGUAUAUAAAUUACCUUUUUUAAGUGUGUGGCUGACUGCACAUUCCUGACAGGCUGCAUGAGGGCA
Messenger RNA from Coregonus sp. 'balchen', 5140 nucleotides. The record is from the annotation of a GenBank genome assembly. Lineage: Eukaryota; Metazoa; Chordata; Actinopteri; Salmoniformes; Salmonidae.